UGUCCAGAUAGCUGUUGUGUGCAGAUGCCUGCAAUAACACAGAUGUGCUUCACUUCAGAUAUAGAAUUUGACUUUUCAGUUCUACUCUUUGUGUCGUAAACGGCAUAUUUAUUUCUUCUCGAACUGAUGCUCAUGAUAGUGAGAUGUACAUGGAAUAAGAAAGAGAAGAAGCUUCGGAAAAAUAGCCAAGCUGUUAAAACCAGACUUAUCUGACCUGGAUGUAACUUUGUGGAGUCCUUAAAUGUGAAGAAUGGGCAGCUGAUUUCCAAGGAUCAGCUCUGUGUUGCAUAGCUACGGAUGUAGUAUCUUUAAGGAACUCGGGAUAUUAUUGCAAGGGAGGCAAACUGGAAAACACAAAUCACGGAGAGUUAAUGCCAGUCUUUGCAGUUCUCUUGGAUUUUGUUUAUUUUCAACAGAAUCCAGUGCUGCUUGAAAUACAUAAGAUGGACAAAACAACCUAGUGCAUAAAGCAUUUGCAAUGAGGUGUUGAAGCCUUGUUUCACUGACUUGGUGAGACUGGACCUAAAUGGCGCAGCAUGACUUUGCUCCAGCCUGGCUUAAUUUUCCUACCCCACCAUCAUCAUCAUCAUCAAAGUCAUCACUGAAUCUUGAGAAGCAUUCCGAAAGCUUUUCAUGGACUGAGAACCGUUACGAAGUUAACCGUAGACGGCAUAACUCUUCUGAUGGAUUUGAUCCUAGUAGUGGCCGUUCAAAUGGAGGGCAUUUGGGAAGAAAAGAGAGAAAUGGCUGGCGCUCGCAAGGCAGAAAUGGCACUGAAAACACAAAUCACAGAGGGGGAUACCAUGGUGGAGGUUCACGUGCUCGCACCAGCAGCUUCCACUCUGGGAAAAGCCAAGGACUGCAUGAAAGCAAUGCACCCGACUGUGAGAAUCUGAAAAAGGAAGACAAGGAAGAACACAAACAAUUUGAAGCUGAAGAUUUUCCAUCCCUGAAUCCUGAAUAUGAGAGAGAACCAAACCAGAAUAAAUCUUUAGCUGCAGGCGUUUGGGAAUAUCCUCUAAAUCCUAAAUCUAGAUCUCCACGAAUGCUGGUCAUUAAAAAAGGCAAUACAAAAGAUUUACAGAUAUCUGGAUUCCCUGUGGGAGGGAAUGUUCAUUCACAGCCAGCUAAGAACGGGACUGGGGCAAGUGUUUAUAAAGGCUUAGUUCCCAAGCCAGUUGUUCCACCAGCAAAGUCUACACAGUGGAAAAGCCAAACAAAAGAAAACAAGCUUGGGACUCCAUUUCCUCAUGAUUCUGCAUAUGGUAUUGGAAACUUCAGUGCUUUCAAAUCUACUGCCAAGACUGUUGGAUCACAGAAUUCAGUGAAAGAGUGCAAUCGGUCAAAUUCCUCAUCCCCAGUGGAUAAACUGGGCCAGCCUCGCUUAACCAAAUUGACGCGAAUGCGCACUGAUAAAAAAAGUGAAUUUUUGAAGACAUUGAAACGGGAUCGAGUUGAAGAAGAACAUGAUGAAAACUGUGUUGGGCAAGAGAAGGUAGAGGAUGACGAUGAAUUUAAUUUACAUAACAGCAACAGUGGUCACCAAGAGAGGGACAUAAACCGAAACUUUGAAAAUGAAAUUCCGCAAGAAAAUAGAAAUGCUGCAGUGAUUUCCCAGCAGAUCAUCCGUUCUUCAACUUUUCCUCAGACUGAUGUCCUUUCAAGCUCACUUGAAGCAGAGCAUCGAUUGUUAAAGGAGAUGGGCUGGCAGGAAGACAGUGAAAACGAUGAGACCUGCGCUCCAUUAACAGAGGAUGAAAUGAGGGAAUUUCAGGUUAUCAGUGAACAGUUGCAAAAAAAUGGCCUUAGAAAAAAUGGUAUUCUGAAAAACGGCCUCAUCUGUGACUUCAAAUUCAGCCCCUGGAAAAACAGCACUUUCAAACCAACGAUUGAGAACGAAGACACGGAAACGAGCAGCAGCGACACGUCAGACGAUGAUGAUGUGUGAAGAAGACCGCUGGAAAGUGGGAGGUGCUCUUUCUUGUCC
Euleptes europaea (tarantolino) is the source of this 1987-nucleotide messenger RNA. RefSeq names its product GC-rich promoter binding protein 1 (gene GPBP1). The coding region runs from base 527 to 1948 and encodes 473 amino acids. Gene Ontology annotation, cellular component: nucleus. Gene Ontology annotation, molecular function: DNA binding; RNA binding. Lineage: Eukaryota; Metazoa; Chordata; Lepidosauria; Squamata; Sphaerodactylidae. The record is from RefSeq and is a predicted model, not a curated record. The transcript has 12 exons. Gene Ontology annotation, biological process: positive regulation of DNA-templated transcription; DNA-templated transcription.